AUGAACGAGCCGAACCAUCCCCCACCAUCUUACAGCAUUCUCGAUUCAACUUCCAACACCACUUUCAAUCCAUCCACAUACACCACUCCAGGUCCGCCUCCUUAUACCGCUUCCGAUCUGCCUCCCUACACUACUUCUGCACCACGUGUUCAGAACAGACCGAACCCACUCUCCACACACAUCGAAUAUCUUCCCGUUACUCCUAGCCUCUUCCACGCUUCCCUUCAUUCAGUAUACCAUACAUAUGGAAGCAACGAUAUCGAGUCUGGAUUAAACACAGAGGCCACUCCGCCGGAUCGCUCAUUGGGAGCUCAUCAAACGGACCAAACAUCGACGACCCAGUACUUAUUGAGCAGGGACAUGGCUUCGGACUUGUCGUCGGUUAAGCAAAGGUGGAUGUAUUUAUUGGCUGUCGUGCUCUGUUCGUGUGUCGUCUUCACAAGCAUCGUCUUCGUCGUCAUCCUCGUCCGUUAUGAUAGGGAUCAAGCACGAAGGAUCGGUAGUAUCAGGUGA
Molecule: messenger RNA, 513 nt
Organism: Alternaria burnsii
Lineage: Eukaryota; Fungi; Ascomycota; Dothideomycetes; Pleosporales; Pleosporaceae
Exons: 1
Coding region: 1-513 (170 amino acids)
Source: RefSeq, a predicted model, not a curated record